CUCAGUCCAGCGGGAGGUUUAUCCAACCAGAGGACUAUGAAGUGGCUCGCAAAUGGGAGGCAGGGUGCUGGGCCAAAUAUGGGCAGAAACUCUUAGGGGCGUGUUUUGCUGAAGGUGCCGGGUUUGCCUGGACAUUAGGGGGGAGGAAUGGGCGUGUCAAAAGUGCCAGUGUGUGAGCUACAUGUCCCCCUUCUCAUAUCGACACUCAAAUAAACAUAAGAAGUCGACCAGGAACGGACUGAAAGAUAUAAGGCCUGCCGAUCUUUAUUCCACUGAAAACAGGUCUUUCUGGAGCUCCUGACCGGAGCAUUCAUCACCCUUCAUAGCAGUAUUUGGACCUGAUAGAGGUACUGCUUGGGGACCUCUAACCUACCAAACAUUAUUAGUGGUUGCACCUUCCUGGAACUUUCUGGAAGACAUUUUGGACCCUCUUGAUUAUAGUUUAACCAAUCAGGGGUCUCGUAACACUUGUUUAAGGACAUUUGGAGUCCUCUGUCUGACUGGUUUAAAGAUGGCUGCCACAGAGCUGAUGCUGCAGGAUGACGAGCGACAGACUGAAGGCAACUCUCUCCUGGACGUAUCCGUGACGAUAGAGCCCCUCCCCCCUCCUCACAUCAUACCCAAUGGCAACGCCCGCUGCAACCCCUCCUCAGCAACAACAGACCAUGCCCCUAACACCAAGCCCAAGUGUAACCACGACGAUCGCCAGGACGGCGGCAGCAGUGUUACCAGCAAGUCCAGCCGGCUGAUCCGCUCCCUUAGUAACGGUCUCCGUAGACACCACAACUAUGUCAAAAUUCCGAUUCCAGAUGGCCGUGGCAACCGGUUACCACGGGAAUGGUGGAAAACUGGUGUGGCGUUUGUUUACGCGCUCUUCAACCUGGUCCUGACCACCGUCAUUAUCACAGUUGUACACGAACGGGUCCCAGACAAGUCUGUCAGCCCGCCGUUACCAGACAAGUUCUUUGACUAUGUGGAGCGUGUCCCAUGGGCCUUCACGGUAACGGAGGUCAAUGGCAUGGUUCUGGUUGGACUCUGGUUCAUACAGUGGCUCUUCCUCAAACACAAAUCUAUCAUUGGAAGGAGGUGUUUCUUCAUGAUUGGAACAUUAUACCUGUAUCGCUGUGUUACUAUGUACAUCACAACAUUACCUGUGCCUGGCCAGCACUUCACCUGUGCUCCCAAGCUGUACGGAGACUCGGAAAGGAAGGUGUGGCGAAUCCUGCGACUGAUUAGUGGGGGAGGCCUGUCAAUCACCGGGUCCCACCUCAUGUGUGGAGACUUCCUGUACAGCGGACAUACUGUGACCCUAACACUGGCAUACCUGUUCAUUCAGGAAUACUCUCCCAAGAAGAUGAGGUGGUAUGUGGUGCUGUGCUGGUUGCUAAGCGCAGUGGGCAUUGUCUGUAUCCUGAUUGGUCAUGAGCAUUACAGCAUUGAUGUUGUCAUCGCCUACUUCGUUACAUCACGCCUCUUCUGGUGGUACCACACCAUGGCCAACACUAAGGCCCUGCGCGGGGCGCCUAACAACUACUUGUCAAGAACCUGGUGGAACCCGAUAUUUAACUUCCUGGAGAGUAACGUCACCACGCCGGUACCGUGUGUGUUCUCCUGGCCCAUAUCUCUGCCCUGGUGUAACACCAACCCAUGUGAGCAGUACUCCAUGGUGGAAGGAGACGCAAACAGGGACGAGUAGAGGAGAGGAGGAGAGGAGGAAGAUUGAAAAGCCGGAUGAAACACUGGACUUGAGGACAAUGAGGCCAAAACAUUCCUGUCUUCCUGUUUGCAGACUGUCUGCUUCCAACUUGACCAAACACACACACACACACACACACAUUCUAGGACUGGGCAAUUCUAAAGUAGGUGCCUGUGUGUGGAUAUAGAAUGGAGAACUGUUCUAAACAUGUCUUCCAGGCCUUGUGCCUUGUGGAGAGAAUGAAGGUCUGUCCAGUGAGACUGCGGCGUAGUCUGCAGAGACUGUCUGAGUGUAGACUUUCCUGUGAUGAGGUGGUCUGUGGACUGUAUUGGUUCAGAGAGGUUCAUUAGGGAGUAGACUGCCAUGUGACAACUACUCAUUAUGCAUCUGUAUGCAUCUGCCAUUGGUCGUUCCAGCCAGAGGUUGGACAAAAUCUAAUUCUGACGUUUUAAGGAUAAUAAUUCAAAUAUCUUCAUAGCGACCCUCCCACACGGCCUUUCCACGUGACCUUCCCACACGACCUUUCCACGUGACCUUCCCACACGACCUUUCCACGUGACCCUCCCGCACGACCUAUCCACGUGACCCUCCCACACGACCUUUCCACGUGACCCUCCCGCACGACCUAUCCACGUGACCCUCCCACACGACCUUUCCACGUGACCUUCCCGCACGACCUUUUCACGUGACCUUCCCACACGGCCUUUCCACGUGACCCUCCCACACGACCUUUCCACAUGACCCUCCCACACGACCUUUCCACGUGACCUUCCCACAUGACCCAGAAAAGAAGUGGACACAACCGGACUGGCGCACCAGAAAAUGUUUGGUUCUAGAUAAAUUAUUAAUUAUUGAGUUUGCUUUUAUCCAUGUUACUGAAAUGUGUUUUUGUUUCAUAUACUUCUUAAUUUGUUUGUAAUUUAAACUUGUGUAAAUGAGUGUAAUCUAAUGUAUGCUUUGGUAAUAAAACCGGUUCUUACUUAGCCAUG
This is a messenger RNA of Esox lucius (northern pike), 2685 nucleotides long. Its product is annotated as phosphatidylcholine:ceramide cholinephosphotransferase 2. The coding region runs from base 512 to 1696 and encodes 394 amino acids. The record is from RefSeq and is a predicted model, not a curated record. The transcript is spliced from 7 exons. Gene Ontology annotation, molecular function: ceramide cholinephosphotransferase activity; sphingomyelin synthase activity. Gene Ontology annotation, cellular component: endoplasmic reticulum membrane; Golgi membrane. Gene Ontology annotation, biological process: sphingomyelin biosynthetic process; ceramide biosynthetic process. Lineage: Eukaryota; Metazoa; Chordata; Actinopteri; Esociformes; Esocidae.